Messenger RNA from Antrostomus carolinensis (chuck-will's-widow), 517 nucleotides. RefSeq names its product myoD family inhibitor. NCBI's taxonomy places the organism in Eukaryota, Metazoa, Chordata, Aves, Caprimulgiformes, Caprimulgidae. The record is from RefSeq and is a predicted model, not a curated record. The transcript has 3 exons. The annotation marks the transcript as partial.
AGAAGGAAUGUGGGACCUCCGGAGGGUUUCUGGGAGGGUGCUGCCGAGCUGCUGGCAUUGCAGCAGGAGGUGGGUGAGACCUCGCACCCUUCACCGAGGCAGACACCAGCGGCACCAUCAGUAGAACCCCGGCUGCCCACCCGCCCCACUGCCAGCUCUGCAGUGCCGAAGAAGGAGAAACCCCUGGAAGAUGAUGAAUCCCAAAAAGUGGUGACAAAGGGUCCCAGGUCUGAGCUCACGGGUGCUCCUGAAGCUGUGACAUGUCAGCCCCAGGUGCGAGCAACCCCACAGACCCCCAGCUCCUGCACCCACCUUCUGCCCAACGGUGCUGGGCGGGGACCAGAUCCAGGAGGUGCCAACGGGGAGGCAGGGAACGGGGUCUUCCGCCCCCUCCCCAGCAAUCAGAAGCCCCACCGAAAGCUGCAGUCUCACCACUCCAUCAACAGCCAGAGCAGCAAGAAGAGCAAGGGCAGCUCCAAGUCAGCCUCUUCUCACAUCCCUAUUGAGGCACAAGAAG